CAUUACAAUUUUGCAAGGUUUGGUGCUUAUAGCCAUUCAAAAAAUAAAAAACAUCAAAAUCAUGGCACUAAUUUUCAGUAUAUUAUGUCUUAUUAUAAUAGCGCAAAACUUAGCGAAUAUAUCUGCAACAGAUUAUUGCAAUAUUCAAUCAUGUAAAGAAAUAGGAGCAGUUCAUACAAUGUGCAUGUAUACAUCAUCAACACCGGCGGCAGCAUGUAAGCAAUGGAGUAAUCAAGGUCUAAAUGAUAUUGAAAAAGAAGCUAUACUAAAAAAACUCAAUCAACUGAGGCAAAAGAUCACGUCAAAUUUAAAAAAGAGAGUAACGGGUCCGCUACAAACGACGAUUUAUAUGCUAGAUUUGUCCUGGGAUGAAGAACUAGAGACAAUUGCGCAGAGAUGGGCCAAUCAGUGUAUUAAAGAUUAUAACGAUUGUAGGGACGUAGAAAGAUUCGAAGUUAUCCAGUAUAUAGCCUCGAAAUCGUCUUUAGAUGAAAAUGAGUUCACUUUGGAAGACUUGAUACAAUCAGCGUAUAAUCAGAUAUUUGAAAUGGGAAAACAUUACUUUCCCACAUUAAUGAAUAUUGAAAACAUAAUGGAAGAUUAUGCUUAUGGUCUCUGGGCUAACGUAACGAAAGUCGGAUGUGGGCGAAUUAAGUUCAAGAAGUCAAACGGCUUAACCACGCAUCAUGGAGUUUGCAACUAUGGUCUAACUGGACCACACCAGAAAAAACUUUAUGUAAAAAUUAGAGAAAUAAACUAA
Messenger RNA from Wasmannia auropunctata (little fire ant), 760 nucleotides. RefSeq names its product venom allergen 3-like. Lineage: Eukaryota; Metazoa; Arthropoda; Insecta; Hymenoptera; Formicidae. The record is from RefSeq and is a predicted model, not a curated record. Bases 62 to 760 code for a protein of 232 amino acids. The transcript has 5 exons.